AUGAGUUGUCUCGUAAACAAUGAUCAUGUCCAACAACUUAAACUUGGUCUUUAUGAAAUAAAAAAUGAUACACUGUUAGAUUCUUUGAAAGGUUUUCAAACCAUGGAGCCAUCUUUAUAUAAAUAUAUUGAAUAUAUAAUUGGAGCUAAUCAUGAAACUCUCAAUGAUUUAAGAAGAAAUACAAACAUCUCUAUUCUUUCACCAAAAAUCAUUGAAAAAAGCAAAGUUUAUAAGCAAUUGAAGAAACUUUUAGAAGCAAUUAGUGGUCAACUUGGAUUAGCGAAAUUAAGCCACUUCUUUCAAAUUUUUCUAAAUAAUUUGUUGGAACGUCCUCAGCCUUUACCACCAGGUUUUAGAGUAGCUGAAGUAGUUGAUAUUAAUGGCGAGGAUAUUUUUGCUGUUAACAUUCAAGAAUAUAUCCGGCCAGGUAACAGACAACUGGUUCUCCACCAAGAAAACAUGUAUCAAGAACAUUUACAGCCAAGAUAUCAACAACAAGAAGCUGAGCAAGUUGGACAACAACAACAACAACAACAACAAGCUGAGCAAGUUGGACAACAAGAAGCUGAGCAAGUUGGACGACAACAACAACAACAAGAAGAACAACAAGAAGAGCAACAACAAGAAGAAGAGCUUGUUGCAAUGAAUAAUGAUGAAAAUCCUGGACAAGAUGUUGAUGAGUUUGGUGUUCAGUUUAAUAAUCAUCAAGGUGAACCUUGCAGUAUUUGUGAUACUUUGGCAGAUCGUGCCUUGGCUUGUCUUCACAAAUUUUGUCUUGAUUGUCUUCAAGAAUGGUCAUUAAGACAAAGGACAUGUCCAUUAUGUCGACAUCCUUUUUAA
Aphidius gifuensis is the source of this 840-nucleotide messenger RNA. Its product is annotated as signal transducer and activator of transcription C-like. The coding region runs from base 1 to 840 and encodes 279 amino acids. The record is from RefSeq and is a predicted model, not a curated record. Gene Ontology annotation, molecular function: metal ion binding. Lineage: Eukaryota; Metazoa; Arthropoda; Insecta; Hymenoptera; Braconidae. The transcript is spliced from 4 exons.